Messenger RNA from Thalassophryne amazonica, 2734 nucleotides. RefSeq names its product ras GTPase-activating protein 3. Lineage: Eukaryota; Metazoa; Chordata; Actinopteri; Batrachoidiformes; Batrachoididae. The coding region runs from base 175 to 2676 and encodes 833 amino acids. The record is from RefSeq and is a predicted model, not a curated record. Gene Ontology annotation, biological process: intracellular signal transduction; negative regulation of Ras protein signal transduction; regulation of GTPase activity. Gene Ontology annotation, molecular function: GTPase activator activity. The transcript has 24 exons.
CAGCAGCUUGCUUGUUGUGAGGAUCGGCAGCAGCGGGACGGAGAAUGGUCGCAGUCCGGAGAGCAUAGAUGUGCAAAACCCCUGGAAUAACCGUGCGCUGGAGAGGCCCGAACCGACCGCCGUGGGGGACUGUUUUUGUUUGGUAGUCGAACGGGAGAGAGCCACGGUGCGAGUAUGGCGGUGGAAGAGGAAGGUCUGCGGGUUUUCCAGAGCGUUAAAAUAAAAAUAGGUGAAGCAAAGAACAUCCCUCCGUACCCGGGACCCAACAAGAUGAGGGACUGUUACUGCACUGUUAACCUGGACCAGGAAGAGGUCUUCAGAACCAAGAUCGUGGAGAAGUCACUUUGCCCAUUCUAUGGGGAGGACUUCUACUGCGAGAUCCCACGUAGCUUCAGACAUCUGUCUUUCUAUAUCUUCGACAGGGACGUCUUCAGGAGGGACUCCAGCAUCGGUAAAGUUGCAGUGAAGAAAGAGGAUCUGCAGAAAUACCACGGCAAAGACACCUGGUUUCAGCUCCAACCUGUCAGCGCUGACUCAGAGGUGCAGGGAAAAGUGCACCUGGAGCUGCGCCUGAGUGAAGUCAUUACAGACAGUGGAGUCAUCAGUCACAAACUAGCCACACGAGUGUUGGAGUGCCAAGGUCUUCCAAUAGUCAAUGGUCAGUGUGACCCCUACGCUGCUGUGUCCCUGCUUGGACCAUCCAGAUCUGAAGCCAAGAAGACCAAGGUGAAGAGGAAAAAUAACAAUCCCCAAUUUGACGAGGUUUUCUAUUUCGAGGUGACGAGGCCACUAAGCUACACAAAGCGACAGUUCGAUGUUGAAGAAGAGGACGUUGACAAAUUGGCAUUGAGGGUGGACCUGUGGAACGCCAGCAACCUGAAGUUUGGUGAUGAAUUUCUGGGAGGUGUUCGGGUUCCUCUGAGGGUCUUAGGCCAGGCAGGCGUCCACGACGCAUGGUACUUUCUCCAACCAAGAGAGAAUGGAGGGAAGUCUGUGAAGGUAGACGAGCUUGGUUCUGUGCGUCUGAACAUUGUUUACACCGAGGACCAUGUCUUUCCCUCGGAACACUACACACCUUUACGAGAUCUGCUGUUGCAUUCUGCAUAUGUAGAGCCUGUGUCGGCAUCCACUGCUCAUAUUCUGGGAGAAGUGUGUCGAGAGAAGCAAGAAGCAGCUAUUCCCCUUGUGCGUCUCUUUCUUCACUAUGGCAAGAUCGUGCCUUUCAUUAGCGCCAUCGCGCAUGCUGAAGUCAACCGCACACAGGACCCCAACACCAUUUUCAGGGGAAAUUCGUUGACUUCCAAGUGCAUUGAUGAGACCAUGAAGUUGGCAGGAAUGCAUUAUCUGCAAGUGACACUCAAACCAAUCAUAGAUGAGAUAUGCACAGAACACAAACCCUGUGAAAUUGACCCAGUCAAGCUCAAAGAGUCAGAGAACUUGGAAACUAACAGGGAAAACCUUCGUCAUUAUGUCGACCUUAUCUUCAACGUCAUCACGACCUCUGGCGUUCGCUGUCCCACUGUCAUGUGUGACAUCUUCUUCUCUCUGCGGGAAUCUGCUGCAACCCGUUUCCAAGUGGACCAAGAUGUCCGAUACACGGCAGUGAGCAGCUUUAUCUUCCUGCGUUUCUUUGCACCAGCCAUCCUGUCGCCCAACCUGUUCCAUUUACGGGCACACCAUCCAGAUCCCUCCACCUCACGAACCCUCACGCUUAUAUCCAAGACAAUCCAGACCUUGGGAAGUCUUGCAAAGUCCAAAUCGGCUAAUUUCAAAGAGUCUUACAUGGCCGCAUUUUACGACUAUUUCAACGAGCAGAAAUAUGCGGACGCUGUGAAGAAUUUUCUGGAUCUGAUCUCCACCUCUGGAAAGUGGGAUCAGAAGAGUAUUGAAACACCAAUCAUGCUGAAGGAGGGAUUUAUGAUAAAGCGAGCACAGGGGAGAAACCGGUUUGGAAUGAAGAACUUCAAAAAGCGAUGGUUUCGCCUCACCAACCACGAGUUCACCUAUCACAAAACAAAAGGUGAGGGAACUCUGUGCAGCAUUCCCAUAGAGAACAUUUUGGCUGUAGAGAGGUUGGAGGAGGAAUCAUUCAAAAUGAAAAAUAUGUUCCAGGUCAUUCAGCCAGAGAGGGCACUCUACAUCCAAGCUAACAACUGUGUCGAGGCACGUGACUGGAUUGACAUCCUAACCAAAGUCAGCCAGUGUAACCGCAAGCGCCUAAGUACGUACCAUCCUUCAGCCUACCUCAACGGCCACUGGCUUUGCUGCAAACUCUCCGCGGACACUGCCCCUGGGUGUACGCCCUGCACUGGUGGCCUUCCAGCCAACAUCCAGCUUGACGUUGACGGGGACAGAGAGACGGAGAGGAUCUAUUCCCUAUUCAGUGUGUAUAUGGCCAAACUGUUCAAGAUGCAAGAGGCCUGCGGCAGUAAGUCUGUGUACGAUGGACCCGAGCAAGAGGAGUACUCUAGCUUUGUCAUCGAUGAUCCCCAGGAGACCUACAAAACGCUGAAGCAGAUUGUUUCUGCAGUACAGACUUUGGAGCAGCAGCACACCAAGUACAAACGUGACAAGUUCAAGAAGACAAAGAUAGGAAGCCAGGAACAUCCAAUUGGAGACAAGAGUUUUCAGUGCUACAUCCGCCAGCAGUCUGAGAUCUCUACCUAUUCUAUCUAGCCAUGGGCCAAUGUAUUGAGUCCAUGCAACCCAGAACCAGCAUUGAUUUCUUUACCGU